AGUAGCCUUUGGCAUCUGCACCAUUGAAAGUAUUCACAAUCUAACUCUAAUUUUAAACUUUGUUCCCAAAUGGAUCCUAUAUCUCUACAUGCUCUGCAAAACUUGGUUUUCAUUAGGAUAUUAACUAAGUCUGUUCUUUACGCAGGGAGAAUAUGGGCAGGCCACAACAUAAUAAGGUUUGACUGUCCACGGAUUUGUGAGGCUUUUGCCAGGAUAGAUAGGCCUGCUCCAGAACCUAAGGGAACAAUAGACUCACUUUCCCUGUUGACUCAAAGGUUUGGAAGAAGAGCCGGGGACAUGAAGAUGGCAUCACUUGCUACUUAUUUUGGUCUUGGACGACAAACACAUAGGAGUUUAGAUGAUGUUCGAAUGAAUCUUGAAGUGCUCAAGUACUGCUCGACCGUAUUAUUUUUGGAAUCCAGCCUCCCUGACAUUUUCACAGAGAAUAGUUGGAUUUCUCCAAAUGUUGCCACAAGAAGCCGUAGUAAAUCUUCCCCCUCAACAGACCUGAAAGAAAAUUCAAUACAUUCUGUGAAAAAUAGGGCAGAUGAAAAUCAUGAUGCUCUACCAUGCAGAGAUGAAAGGGGAAAGGUAGAGGCUCAUGAAGUCAUUGAAUCCAGUUCUGCCAUGCCAGACCCUUUUAACAUGGGCCAACUUCUUGAUGAAAUUGAAAGAGAAUCUCUCCAUUCUGAAGGUGACAUGGAUAAUAAUCAUGAUGAUGAAUAUUGCCCUUCUGAUGAGUGUUCCACAGCAAAUAAAAGUGGCCUGCCUGGGAGUCGCUCCAAGUUCUUAGAACUAAAUGAAAUUUCCAUACCUCAUCUCUCUUCAAUGCUCGUCCCGUUUUAUCGUGGAACACAAAAGAUAAAAGUCUUCCACGAAAAAGAUGAGCUGCAAAUUUGUUGCAAAAAACAGAAGGUUCGUUUUGGGAUUAGUACAAAAUUUCUUGAUUAUGCUGGUCGGCCACAGUUGAAUUUUGUGGUGAAUGCAACACGUGACCUAUGCUUGAUCCUUGAUGAAAUCAAUAAUCUUGCCUGGAGGCUAUCUGUUGAUUCAGGUAGUAGCUCUGAAUGGAGGCCAAUAGUUUCCAGAAAGCCCGGCUAUGAAAAAUUCCCUACUGUUCGGUUUCAGUUAUCCGCCAUAGUAAAUGGAGAUAUUAUCUGCUGGGCAACAGAGAUAUAUCGCGAGGAAACUUGUGCUGCACAGAAGGUGGCAUGUAGUAGAUUCGACAAUGCAGAGCUGGAUGCCUUGGUGACUCCGGGAUCUUUUGUGGAUGUCUACUUCUCAUUGGAUUCAUAUGACUAUCUGCAAAACGCUGGUAUCCGCUUAGUCGCAAAGAAGUUGGUUCUGCAUCAAAACAAAGGCACGAGGGCGGCUGAUUAGCUAAGGUGACUAGAACGUCGGCUUUGGAGUUUGGACAAUGUUUCAUCCUCUUAGUUAUCUAAUGGAGUAGUUAGGUUGUAACUUGUACCAAGUAGAACAUCAUCAUUUUAACGACAUAGAGCUUGUUCUCUUCAACUUAUUCUUUUUACUUAUUAUUACUUAUUCUUAUUGGAUCAUAUUAGAUCAAAAUUUAAUUGAAUCAAAUCAGAACCAAUUU
Cuscuta campestris is the source of this 1597-nucleotide messenger RNA. NCBI's taxonomy places the organism in Eukaryota, Viridiplantae, Streptophyta, Magnoliopsida, Solanales, Convolvulaceae. The record is from the annotation of a GenBank genome assembly.